AUGUUGGGUCGUGCCAUCUACAAAGCCAGUGCAUCGAUGGUCUCAUCGUUGCGUCUUUCUUCAGCACACACAUUCCCUUUACUGCACACACCCACCAUUGUUCAUCCUACUCGAUCGUUUUCAUUCACUCCAACAGUCCUUGGUCUUGAGGAUUUUUUUGACUCGAGUAAAGGCUGGGUAUGGAAUGAAAAAGAACUUCCUACUGGUCGUGCAUGGCUUGCUGCAGAACUUCGUAACAAGUCAUUUGAUGAUCUACAUAGUUUGUGGUGGGUUUGCUGCAAAGAGAAAAAUAAGUUAUAUUCACAACAGAUGGAAGCUCGCCGGUUUGAUAUUUUCUUUCCACACAAGGAUCGGAUUCAACAAGUAAAACUCACAAUGAGCCGACUCAAGUUGGUGAUUUGGGAGCGUCGCGAAGCUUGGAUGCAAGCUCAGGCUAUAUUGAAAACAGAACAAGCUCGUCAGGAAUUAUUGGAUUCUGGUAUGAGUACGGAAGAGGUAGAGGACCGUCUUGUAGAAAUGUUUCCAGUUCCGAUCGUGGAUUCUGGUAAAGCUGUAGAACGCAAAAGAUGGACCAUGAAGACAUCUCGUACAAUGACAUACCGCACCAAGAAAAGCAAGGCCAAGAAUUCCAAUUGGAGUGUCGUUUAA
Messenger RNA from Batrachochytrium dendrobatidis JAM81, 648 nucleotides. Its product is annotated as mitochondrial 54S ribosomal protein YmL4. Bases 1 to 648 code for a protein of 215 amino acids. Lineage: Eukaryota; Fungi; Chytridiomycota; Chytridiomycetes; Rhizophydiales. Gene Ontology annotation, molecular function: structural constituent of ribosome. The record is from RefSeq and is a predicted model, not a curated record. The transcript is spliced from 2 exons. Gene Ontology annotation, biological process: mitochondrial translation. Gene Ontology annotation, cellular component: mitochondrial ribosome; mitochondrial large ribosomal subunit.